Verruconis gallopava is the source of this 1598-nucleotide messenger RNA. RefSeq lists its product as uncharacterized. The coding region runs from base 640 to 1578 and encodes 312 amino acids. NCBI's taxonomy places the organism in Eukaryota, Fungi, Ascomycota, Dothideomycetes, Venturiales, Sympoventuriaceae. The record is from RefSeq and is a predicted model, not a curated record. The transcript is spliced from 3 exons.
CUCUGGUCUCGUCUCGUCUUUGCCUCGCUGCAGCCACCGACGAGUCUUCCACCGGCCCCUGUCGACCGUCCAAAACGUCGCCUUUUAAUGAGAGCAAUUAUCAACACGACACAAAACGGGAACGCGGCCGCCCCUUCUUCAUUUUGCGCCCAAUAAACAAUUUUACAUUCUGUCUCUGCCUUUUCCUACUCGCAUUGCGCUCUCCCACCUCGGGAUCCUCUUUCUUCGCUUUACUUUCUCUUUGGCUUUCGCUCUGCCCUUCGCUCCAGCUACUCUCCCUCUUCCUCUCUCUCUCUCGCGCUCUGUGUCUUUUAUUUCUUUCUCCGCUUUCCUCUCGCUUUUUGCUCGUUCCAAUUUUUCUUCUUCUCCCCCUCUCUGGGCCCUCUCCAAUCUCUCUUUGGUUCUGUGGCUAACCGUCAUUCGUUCGUGCGCCUCCUGCCUCCGCCACCGCCAUCACCUCCCACUUCGUCUGCCUGCUGUUUCGAGCGAGGGGACAACCCGAUCCGCCGCCGUCUUUUUGCGCUUUCCGUUCUCUGCUCGCUUCGACCUCCAAUCCUCUUCUGGGCAAGUAAGAGAAGGAGAAGGGAGCGCUCGCAUACUGAAGAAACAAAUUCAAAAGAGACUGGCCAUCGAAACAGAAUGGGCGACGCCGUGCUGGACGCUUCGACCCUUGCUUGCGAACGUCUACAUAGCCCCAACGCCGACACGCUCGAGGACGCCGGCGGCGAUACCUCCACUACACGCGGCUUCUGGAGGCUGCCGCCCGAAAUCCGCAAUGCCAUCUAUGAGGAGCUCUUGGUCACCGACUGCGCUUUCAGACUUGGACAUCACGGCCCGUAUUCACAUGAGAAGCGCAAGAAGCUAUACCCGGCCAUACUGCGCACCUCCUCGCAGGCUUAUCACGAAGCUGUUGCCAUCCUGUACGGAAGCAACACUUUUUUUCUUGGCCCGCUAGGUUUCAAACCGACGUACAGCGCCUCGUUCGUUGCCAGCAUAGGAACCCCAAACGCUCUGCGCAUACGGACUGUCGUUGCUCACUGCAUUCAUCCCCAGCUACUUACCCAGUCGUAUCUGUCUCGCUGGUUCACCGCCCUGGGACUUGACUAUCCUCGACUCAAGAUCAUCGCAGUCUCCUUCUCCACAGCGCAAGAGGACACGAAGCCACGCAUUGUCAGCAUUCCGCCGCCACCCACGCAAUUCCAGCUGCCUACUAAUCUACCCGUGCUUGGUAGCCAAUGGCCGGGAACUCCCAGUGCAGGUGUCGCCACAACUCCGCCUGCCGUGGUCGUUUCCGGAGUGCUCCCAGGAACCGGAAGUGGGACUGCGGGCACAGGCACGACGACCGGAGCAGGAGGGGGAGGCGGCCAUGUGCGAGUUGACAGUGCUAGAGAGGACAUGCUACCAGAGACGGAGCUGGAUCGUGCGGUUGCGAGGAGCAAAGGGUGGUUAGAGAAGCGGAAACGGAGCGAGGUUGACGGGCUUGUUGCGUUGCGCAAUACGGAUCUGCGCGCGGGCGACGAUUGGCUUGUGUACGUGAGCCCCGCCGUCAAGAAGAGAAUGGGCGUCAAACUUUGGUGAAUACCGCUUCGCACCUUUCU